UUGUGUUUAUUUACUUCAUUUAUUUAAAAUCUAUUUUUGUGUGUCUACUUAAAUUAUUUAUUUGUUUUUUUAGGAACAUGAAAAUGAAUACUAAUAUGCUCACAGACCUCUGUGAGAUCAUACAUGGUUUGGGUGAAAGAUUACCACGCAAAGAUACAGUUGUGGUAAUUCAGUCAGUAUUAAUAAAACAAAUGAUUUUGUUGAUUUACCGAAUUCGAAAAGCUGCAAUUUUACUUAAUCACCAGAAUAUAUCAAUCCAACAUUUACUAUAUGUUUUGGAAAAUCAUAAGAUCAUCCUUAUUCGAAUUCUAUCAUACUAUAUGUUAAAAGAUACUAUCUUUAAACUCAAUGCAUUAAGUAAUAUUGAUGAAAAUAAGAAAAAAAAUAAGAAACAUAAGCAAGAGUUGAUUGAUAAAAAUGUUGUAGAAAAUAUUACAAAUUUACAAGAUGAAUUUGUAAAAACAGAUCCAGUUACUGCUUUAACUGCAAUUGAUUUUACCACAAAAGACUUAUCACCUAGCAAUAUCAAAGUCAAAAGUAUUUUUAAGAAACUUAGGAAUGCAAUCGUGGAUUUGAAGUUAAAAAUAAAUAUAACUGAAGAAGAAGUAAGAAAAUCGAAUGAAAUACGUUUGAUCAGAGCUAAUGAUAUAUCAAUUAUACUAACACCUGAUGCAUAUGAAGGCUUUGAAAUGUGCAGAAGAAAAAAUUUUCAUAAAUCCAAAAUAGGUGAACGGUUAUUGUUUCAAGUACACAAAGCUCUCCCAUGGGAUAUUACAUACGAUAAUCAAGUAAAAGAUGUUCUUCUGUUCUUAGCCAAAGAAACAAUUAACUGUCUUAUUGAUCGUGUAUUUGAAAAUAGAAAAUGUACAGAUAUUUGUGAUGAAAAUAAUUCAUCCAUAAUCAAGAAAAAAAAAUAUGGAUCUAUACUUGUUGAUGAAAUAAUAGCUGUUAUAACAUGGAAAUCUCCUUUGGAAGAAAUUCACUACCCAUAUGAUGAAAAUGAUCUGUUUUUUAAUAAUCAUUUGAUUUUUUAAUUAUAAAAAGUAUUUGUAUUUGUAUWAWAAGUAAA
Diuraphis noxia (Russian wheat aphid) is the source of this 1069-nucleotide messenger RNA. RefSeq lists its product as uncharacterized. Lineage: Eukaryota; Metazoa; Arthropoda; Insecta; Hemiptera; Aphididae. The record is from RefSeq and is a predicted model, not a curated record.